GGGUGGAGUGUGGGCUAGGGGGUUGGCGGUGCCGUGUCAUGGAGGCUCAGUCUCUGAGCAGCCAUUGAAGGGGUAGGAACUUCGGGUGUGUGUAUAUGUGUGUGUAUGUGUGUGCGCGCGUGCGUGCGUGUGUGUGCGCGCGCUAGUGUGUAGACAAGGAGGUGGGGGCAGCUGAGUUAGAGUCCCAACUCCUUGGACUCCAUUUGCUAUUCUCUUCUUUCUCCCCCGCACCUAUAUGGUGGUAGUGGGCGUUUAUAUUUGCGUUUCUUUUCAUUCAUUUCCAAAUCUCUUAAAAUUUUUGGUUAGGGGGUAGUGGGAAAGGCAGGAAAGGGAAAGGGAGGAGAGUAGUAGCAGAAGAGCAAGAGGACAUGGAGAUGAAGAAGAGGAUUAACCUGGAGUUAAGGAACAGAGCUCCGGAGGAGGUUACGGAGUUAGUUCUUGAUAAUUGCCUGUGUGUCAAUGGGGAAAUUGAAGGCCUGAACGAUACUUUCAAAGAACUAGAGUUUCUGAGUAUGGCUAAUGUGGAACUGAGUUCACUUGCCCGACUUCCCAGUUUAAAUAAACUUCGAAAAUUGGAGCUUAGUGACAAUAUAAUUUCUGGAGGCUUGGAAAUUCUUGCAGAGAAAUGUCCAAAUCUUACCUACCUCAAUCUGAGUGGAAACAAAAUUAAAGAUCUCAGUACAGUAGAAGCUCUGCAAAAUCUUAAAAAUUUGAAAAGUCUUGACUUGUUUAACUGUGAGAUCACAAACCUGGAAGAUUACAGAGAAAGUAUUUUUGAACUGCUGCAGCAAAUCACGUACUUAGACGGAUUUGAUCAGGAGGAUAACGAAGCACCAGACUCUGAAGAGGAGGAUGAUGAGGAUGGAGAUGAAGAUGAGGAAGAGGAAGAAGAAGAUGAAGCUGGUCCACCUGAAGGAUGUGAAGAGGAGGAGGAGGAGGAGGAGGAUGAAGAUGAAGCAGGCUCAGAAUUAGGAGAGGGAGAAGAGGAAGUGGGCCUCUCAUAUUUAAUGAAAGAAGAAAUUCAGGAUGAAGAAGAUGAUGAUGACUAUGUUGAAGAAGGAGAAGAAGAGGAAGAAGAGGAAGAAGAAAGUCUUCGAGGGGAGAAGAGGAAACGAGAUGCUGAAGAUGAUGGAGAGGAAGAAGAUGACUAGGUCAUUCUAAGACCAGAUUCCCUAAUAUUCCUGGAUGUGCAAUAGAGUGAUCGCAUCUUCUUUGUUUCUCCAUGUAUGAUAGUUGUCCCUACAGAAGAUAAUGUGUAACUUUUUAUAGGAAAAGUGUGGUUUUACUAUUUUUGCCUUAUCAUUCCAAAUAAGAUUUAUUAGUCUGUUAGUGAUUAUAUUGUAUGUAGAGAAAAUUUUUCAUUGACCCCCCCCAAUUGUGAAAUUCCCCAGCAAUUUAUUUAGAAUCUUAAUUUUUCUAAUUCAAACUCAUUGUAUUAGUUAUUUUAGCCCAUAAUUAAAACAUGAUCACUUUUACA
Otolemur garnettii (small-eared galago) is the source of this 1477-nucleotide messenger RNA. It is a transcript of the gene ANP32E, whose product is annotated as acidic nuclear phosphoprotein 32 family member E. The record is from RefSeq and is a predicted model, not a curated record. Bases 369 to 1151 code for a protein of 260 amino acids. NCBI's taxonomy places the organism in Eukaryota, Metazoa, Chordata, Mammalia, Primates, Galagidae. Gene Ontology annotation, biological process: regulation of apoptotic process. The transcript is spliced from 7 exons. Gene Ontology annotation, molecular function: histone binding; phosphatase inhibitor activity. Gene Ontology annotation, cellular component: nucleus.